Messenger RNA from Vicugna pacos (alpaca), 3694 nucleotides. NCBI's taxonomy places the organism in Eukaryota, Metazoa, Chordata, Mammalia, Artiodactyla, Camelidae. The record is from RefSeq and is a predicted model, not a curated record.
UGGAGCCCUCACUUGUGCCUUGCAGGGUAGUGACAGCAACUGCUUCCUGCUUCCAUUGGACACACCUCAGGUGUGGUUUUCUCUCAUUUCCCUUGAGUGUAGCCUUCUCCCCUCCAGCUCAGAGCUAGUGGGGUCGAGGGCAGCAGUACAGGGAGAAGAGCUAGUUCACGGCCAGUGAACAGCAGUGAGGAACAGGAAGAGAGGGACGAUGAAAUGAGCACAUGUGCCUCCUCGCUCAGCAUCACUGUGUCCAUAAUGUGCUUUUUUGUAUUGAAUACCCUUCUUGGAAAGGUGGUAUGAAGAAAUUAAGUCAAGUUUGUAAGUGACGUGUCUUCAGUGCCCCCCCGCACCCCCCCCCCCCCCGUUUCUCUUCUUAUGCCUUUUAGCACCUGUCCUCUCCCUGGCAUUGCUAAACUAUCGAGAGGCCUCCAAUAGGUGGAAGGCAGAAUCUGCUCAGACCUGGACUGGUGUCUGUUUCCCUUCCAGUAUGAUACGCAUCUCAAGACACUCCCAAGAGGAGAAAUUGUACAUCUGAAAGCAAUACGCCCCAUGACCAAGAAGAGAGUGCUGGGCUCACCAGGUUAUUAGGCCCCUGCAAGUUCUUUGGGAGCUGGUCAGGAUUUCAAGCUAAAGAUGGUGAUGAUGAGCCGCCUGAGGGCUAUUCUUCAGGCCUCCCCAUGCAAGUCACUGUGGAGAGGGAUCCAGAUUCCGAGGUCCAUGCCGGUGAGGCCCUGCAGCCUCUACACCUGCACUUACAAAACCCGGAACCGAGCCUUGCACCCUCUCUGGGAGAGCAUGGACCUGGUCCCAGGGGGCGAGCGCCAGUCACCCAUCAAUAUCCGGUGGAGGGACAGUGUCUACGAUCCUGACUUAAAACCACUUACCAUCUCUUAUGACCCAACUACCUGCCUCCACAUCUGGAAUAACGGGUACUCUUUCCUCGUGGAAUUUGAAGAUUCUACAGAUAAAUCAGUGAUCGAAGGAGGACCCCUGGAACACAACUACCGAUUGAAGCAGUUCCAUUUUCACUGGGGGGCCAUUGAUGCCUGGGGCUCUGAGCAUACCGUGGACAGCAAAUGUUACCCAGCAGAGCUGCACUUAGUGCAUUGGAAUGCAGUCAAAUUUGAAAAUUUUGAGGAUGCAGCACUGGAAGAAAAUGGUUUGGCUGUGAUAGGAGUAUUUUUAAAGCUAGGCAAACAUCAUAAAGAGCUCCAGAAACUGGUUGAUAUUUUGCCAUCAAUUAAGCAUAAGGACACACUGGUGGAAUUUGGGUCAUUCGACCCUUCCUGCUUGAUGCCCACCUGCCCAGAUUACUGGACCUACUCAGGAUCCCUGACUACCCCACCACUCUCUGAGUCUGUCACCUGGAUCAUUAAGAAGCAGCCUGUAGAGGUUGAUCAUGAUCAGCUUGAGCAAUUUCGGACCCUGCUCUUCACUUCCGAGGGCGAGAAAGAGCAAAGAAUGGUGGACAACUUCCGCCCCCUUCAGCCCCUAAUGAAUCGCACUGUCCGCUCAUCCUUCCGUCACGACUAUGUGCUGAAUAUACAAACAAAUAAACAAAACCCAAACCAUCCACCAGCCAAGUGAGCCCCUAAGACACCAUUAUCUAGGUGGUGUCUUGCUUAAAUACAUACUAGUUCUUUAAAAAUUGUUAAUUAGACUCCUCUAAAUGCCAGCAUUUAAUAAUUAUAGAUGUGCCUUUCUUGGUAUGGCAGUGCUCCUUAGUCUUUGAGGGAAGCUCUUUGCUAAACAAAUUCUUACUUUUAUUGAUAAUGAUAUUUACCACUGAAGUACCAGCAAAAGACACAAUUUUCUCUUACAGCAAUCUGUUGGUAAUUGUCAUGUCUUUUUAUGUCUGACAUUUUUGAGCUGUCUUUUUAUGUUCAUCAAUUGUUGGUUCUAUAGAAUUGUAAGUAGGGGUGAUAGAUAAUAAAAAUAUUUAACAACCGAUAAGGCACAGACACUGACCAUCCAGAAUGCAGGCUUUUCAGAAACAGCCACAGGGCCAAGAUUGGUACUUCUUGGCUGAACAUUGACAAUGGUUUUAGGUAUAUCUUAUUUUAAAACAUGAAUGUGUAAUCUUUUACAAGGCCUUCUCAAUGGGUAUCUUUGCCUUAAUCUUUAGUUGUCAUUACUAAUAAGUGAUAUGAUUACUUACUUACUAUCAAAUUAUAAUAAUAGAAAAAAUAUUUUGUAAUUCCUAAGAAAACAAGGAUUUACUUGUAUCCAGAAAUCCUUUUGCAUUUCUGAAUAUCAGAUGUUUUAUUUAAGGCUUGAUCAUAUAAAAAGCAUAUGCAGAGUAUUUUAAAGCAAAUUAAGUGCCUAGAACUUAAAAUCCUUUUAUGAUCUGUUUACAGAAGUAUUUUUCAAAGACUAAUAAUAAUAAUAGUAUAUAAUAUGGUUUAUAGUAUUAAUUUGCAUUGUUUGUACACUGUUUCAUAGAAUACAAUAAUAUUUUCCACAAUGACAGAACUAUCUUGACUUCUCUUUAAAACUGUUGGAACUUUAUUUCAUUAGUUGAGGUUCCAUGCAAUGCAGGUGAUCAACAUAAAUCUCAUUUCUACAGUGGUUUAGAAGAGUUUUGCUAUAGUAAUAGGGAGAGAAACUUGUAAGAUAGGCUAAAAUUUAGAAAAUUUUACACAUACUGAGGAAUCCAUGCCACUGUUGCCCUUGCUUAUAAGUACUUGGAACAUUUCUAACUGUCUAUAAGCCUGUGUCCAAAUUCAAUAUUGCAUUUACUAGUAUAUUUCUUUCAUUAAUAUGCUAGUCAUCUGACCUGCAAGAUAGGGUUGGAUGAAUAUAUUUAACACUACAGAACUAUACACUGGAAAGGGUUAAGACAGUAAAUUUUUUUAAUAUGUACUUUACCACAAUUAAAAAUAACUAAUAAAUUCAGUAGAAAAAAUAGGGUUGGAGUGUAUGUGUAAGUUUGGGGGCAUAUCUCUCAUCUUUAAAAAGGGAGGGCAUGAAAACAUUGCUUCUAGAGUGCAUGCCUUCUCUGGAAAUGGAAAGCACAUAUGCCCUAGGAAAUGAAUAAAAUUCUUUAAAAGAUUAAUAUGGGGGAAAAGUUAUGUUAGCUUUAUAUAAUUUAUCUGUUUCAAACCACAGUUAUCUUUAAAAGGUAAACACACAAGAUAUGCAUUUUCCAGGGCACAAAGGCUUCCCUCCUAGGCCUCUUGCAAAUUGUUAGUGCAAAAUUCUAUUGCAGUGAGUCUUCCAAAUUGGAGUGAGAACCAACUCACAGAAUGCCCGACUUGCCCUUGUAUCUUAGAGAUAUAAAGGGUGUAUUCAUAAGGUGUAUCCCGGUUUGCCACUCCUGAUUUACUUACAUCUGGUGUUCUGGUGUAGUUAUUAACAGCACCUGCUUUCACUCCAACCAUGUCCUGGUUUGCCUGAUGAAUUCUUGGUCACCUUCUCUGGAUAGGUUAUGGAAACUGCCUUGGGGAUGUGGUUUCUUUCAUGCCUUAGUCAGAUGACCCCCAACGGGGUGUAAACUCCCUGGCUACUGAUACACCCUAACGAGAAGCUUUUUAUGUCUUUUAUGCCUGCCAAAGUGUUUUACUUGUACCUUCCUAGACAUGAAGGGGGAAACUGAGCUUGAGGUCUGUCAGAGGGCUUGAGAAAGAAUUUUGUAUUAAAAUUGCUGCUCAUCUUCAUUAAAUAAUAUAAUAAAACCCUUUGUUUGCACUAUUAA